AGGCUUUUCUCCUUGAGCAGGCUCGGGAAAAAACCCUGUUGCUCACUGAAUAAAUAGUCCCAUUUUGAAGUUAUCAUAUUUUUUGUCCCUUUAUUUGGUUUGAAAAACCUUUACAAAUGCGCUAAUCGAGGUUACUGUCGACGCCGGGAGAGAAAAGGACAUCUUUCUGCUCUCAAUGUUUUUCAUCCCAGCCCGGCAGCUAUUCGGUUCUUCGCCACUUUGGGGAGCUGUUGAGCUUAGCUGCUGAAGGGAUUCCCCGUUAUUAUCUAUACCCCCAUCCCUGCCCUCGGCUUUUUUCUCCCCGCCUGUCUGCUCUGCUGCUUCACAACACAGUACAGUACAGUACACACUAGUCCUCUAGUAGUGGCAGCAACCAACACAAGUGUGUAGAGUCUCUCCUCGGAGCUUCAGUUUCUGCUCUGUAUAAACCAGCCAUUUAUCAUCAAUCAUGGCCGCCGGAGUACAAAUUUAACUCCCGUCUUUCCUCCCUGUCGUCUGGAGGGGAGGAUUUUUGUUUGGGGAAACUAAAAAAUAUUAGUCCCACACUGAUUUUGGAUUUCCUCUUGGAAUUACAAUACAUCUCACAAGGGAAAUACCAUUCAUGUCAAUACUCCAAAAUGCAGCCGCCGCCGAGGAAGGUCAAAGUGACACAGGAGCUGAAAAACACACACACAGAGCAGAUGACAAGGCUGCACUUUAAACACCAGACCGAAUGUGACCUGCUGGAAGACAUGAGGAGCUACAGUCUGAAGAAGGGACAGCUGGAGAGGGACUAUGCACAGGCUCUGCAGAAGUUAGCGAGCCAGUACCUAAAGAGAGACUGGCCUGGAAUCAACCCCGAUGACCAGAGAACAGACUACAGGAAUGUGUAUGCAGUGUGGAGGUCCUACUUAGAAGGCACAGUGCAGGUGAGCCAGUCCAGACUCAACGUGUGUGACAACUACAAAAGUCAAGUAUCCGAGCCCGCUAAGACUGUUAGACUCUACAAGGAGCAGCAGCUCAAAAAGACCAUAGAUCAGUUGAGUGGCAUUCAAGCAGAGCUGCAGGAGUCGGUGAAAGAGUUGGCCAAAGCCAAGAAAAAAUACUAUGACUGUGAGCAGGUUGCCCACGCUGUACGGGAGAAGGCGGACAUAGAGGCCAAGUCUAAACUGGGUCUUUUUCAGUCAAGAAUUAGUUUACAGAAAGCAAGUGUAAAGUUGAAAGCCAAGAGAAAUGACUGUAACUCCAAGGCGACACAGGCCAGGAAUGACUACUUGCUAACACUAGCUGCUGCCAACGCUCACCAUGACCGGUACUACCAUACAGAUCUACUGCACUGCAUACAGGCCCUGGAUGGCAGGAUCUACGAGCAUGUGAAAGACUACCUGGUAGCACUGUGUCGCACCGAGCUAGAGGCCUCCCAAGCCACACACAACACCUUCCAGUUCCUGUUGGAUAAAUCAACCAGGAUAAUACAAGAGUUCAACCAGCAGUUGUUCAUGCAGGAGAACCCUGUGUUUCACAAAGCACACGACUUCCAGUUCCAGCCCAGCGAAUGUGACACGACUCUGAGCUCGGUGCAGCAGUUGGUGGACAUUGAGCCGUCGCCCGUCAGUGCCAUGAGAAUGACCCUGGCACAGAGUCGUCAGCUGGAAUCAGAGACGGGGACGACAGAGGAGCACAGCCUCAACAAGGAAGCCAGAAAAUGGGCGACCAGAGUGGCCAGAGAACACAAGAAUAUCAUACAUUACAAGAGAUGUCUGGAGGAGUGUGAGGGCCACGGCUUGCCCCCCACAGAACAGGGCAGACUAGAUCUGGAGAUGAAGAUAGAAGACACCAAAGAAAACAUACGCAAAGCUGAGACAAUAAAGUUAAAAGCUGAGGCUCGGUUGGACCUUCUGCGGCAAGUGGGGGUUGCUGUUGAUACCUGGCUGAAGAGCGCCAUGAACCAGGUGAUGGAGGAGCUGGAGAAUGAACGUUGGGCCAGCUACACUUCCCACGAUCCCUCACUGUCGGGCACAGUGGACUUGGAGCGUGAGGAGGGAGAGGAGUGUGAAGAGAAUAUGGAGGUUUUUGACGACAGCAGCUCCAGUCCUUCAGGAACCCUCCGAAACUACCCACUAACCUGCAAAGUCCUGUACUCGUACAAGGCCUCUCAGCCGGAUGAGUUAACUAUUGAUGAACAGGAGAUGUUGGAGGUCAUUGAGGAUGGGGACAUGGAAGACUGGGUCAAGGCUCGCAAUAAGACAGGUAAAGUGGGCUAUGUGCCAGAGAAAUACCUGCAGUUCCCGACCUCCAACAGUCUGCUGAGCAUGCUCCAGUCUCUGGCUACACUCGAUGCUCGAUCGCACACCUCGUCCAAUUCCACCGAGCCAGAGCUGCACUCCAACUGCAUCAAUGGAGAUGCAAACAUGAUGUAUGUCCGCGCGCUUUAUGAUUACGAGGGCCAGGCAGACGAGGAACUUUCCUUUUCCGAGGGAGCGGUGAUCCGCCUGUUGAGCCGCGACACUCAGACAGACGACGGCUUCUGGGAGGGGGAGCUCAACGGACGGGUGGGCGUCUUCCCCUCCGUCUUAGUAGAAGAUUUCACUGAGAAUGGGACCAGCGGAGGAGUGUUGGGCGACAUACAGAUUUCUCCGUCUCUGAAGCUGCCAUCCUCUCUGCCACCUCUUCCUCUGUAUGACCAACCUCCCAUCAGCCCUUUCACCAGCCCCGAGACCUCCACCCCACCUCCUCUCCCACGCUCACCCUCCACCGCACUCAAUGGGGAGCACAAGCCUCCACCGCCGCCCUCGUCUCACAAGGGACCGCUCUCCACCCACAAUCACAGCUCUGGCAGGAGUCCAGUGUCUCCAGGAUUUCCUCAGCCACUGAGAUUCACCCCUGAAGGAGGCCCGGGCAAACUACGACCUGUGCGAGCUGCUCCUCCUCCACCCAAACAGCACCCUCGCCGACAGCAGGAGAAGAGCGACAAGACAGAGGAGGUGGAGAUCACACUGGUGUGACAGACAGACAAGCUGGCAGGCGGUGACAGAGACAUAAAAAAUAUAAACAGAUGACAAACAUACGUAUCCUACAGGCUGGGGAACUGAACUGAACUGCUCUGAACUGAAGUCAGCUUCAAUAAAGUGAUGUGAAGUAAAACAAACUGAACCACGUCCAACGCCCCCAGCCUCUCCACAUCUUCUCUCCUACUCAAGUUGAAGAGGAGAGCAGAGAGAGGGGAUAAAGGCAGAGUAUCCAAUUAAAUAACUUCCAUAUUAGCUUCCUAAUGAAGUGCAGCAGUAGCCCCUCCCACACACACACACAUCCCUCUCUGCCCUCCCCUGUCCUUCCAUUCUUGCCUUAAAACUUCACCUCAUCGGGCAGCAAACCCGAGCACACUGAAGAGGAGGAAGAAUGUUUAGAGAGGGGAAGUGCGAGGGAAAGUUAAUGAUGGGUUUUGCAAGUGUUCUUUUAUCUUGUUAAGCUUACUUUAUGAUAUUUUAAGGCAGUUUAUCUCUGCACAGGAAUAUCAUUCUGCUACAUUUAAGAAAUUUCACUUUUUCCACUCAAUUAUUAACAAAUAAUGAGAGAAAUUAUGGAACCCUUAAACUGACAAAAUGUAGUAAAGGGUUACAAGACAAGUCAAAAAUAUAAAAUAGAUUGUAAAUAGAAAUGUAGAGCUUUAUACUUAAACAUUUAAUAAUUUAUCUCUGUUUCCACCACAUUUCCAAUUUUCCUUAAGCAUACAAUUGCUUAUUUUUGGGAACUGUAGAGGGCUGUGUGGCUAGCUAGCGUAACUAAAAACACUGAGCACCACCCUUUCAGUUAGCUAACUAGCUGUAGCUAACUAUUGCAUCGCUGUAUAAACUCUACCAACAGUAAUUAAAUCAUUUUAGUCUGGAAGCUAUCGCUAACAACGUUGGCUAGCUAGAACUUCUGAUUUUGGUCUAUUUGACAUUUUGAGCAAAGGGACAUUCAACAACACACACAUCUACAAAAUGUUGAGGAUGAGAUAAUAAAGUCCAUAAUGUAACAAUAUUGUUAUGAAGAUAGAAGCAUGUCUCUAAAGAACUUCUGUGAACUUCCACGUAGCGUAGCAAGUAGCACGCUUGCAAAAAUGCUUUAGCUACCGUUACAAGAGUUUUAUAUAUUAAUGCUCCAGCAGUAUGCAGUACAGUAUGUUGAUAAUCAACAUUAGGUGCAGUAGCUCGUGUAGCUUAAUGUUAAAAGUUAGCUUCAGCUUGGUAGCUAACAAAAAAGGCUUGUCCUCAGUGUUUCUAGCCACCAGUGUUUUCAGGUAAGCUAACUAGCCACACAGUCAUGUGGUAAAGAAAAUUUUGGGAAAAUAGGGACUAGAUAAAUGAUUUACCAAAUAUAAUAAAAUAAGUGAUUUAUGUAUUUUAUCAGUUAUAAUUUUGACUUAUCGGAUACCUUUUACUAUAGUUUGAGUGUCAGGGAACAAAAACUAAGCUUGAUGUGAGUGAAUUAGUAUAAAACGUGCCGAACAUGUCAUGACUUGGAUUGCAGUUGGGAGUUUCAAGUAAAUGGACAGAGAAACUGGGUGGUGCAUGGAUGCAGUGUCCCCCCUUGCCAGCCCUUCCCUCGACAUAUAUAGUCCUCAUCAUCAUACGUAUUCAAUGUGUAUUAGUACAGUACAUUACUGUUGUCAUAGGAAUGUUAUGCACAGCGUUUCAUAUAGACUAACUCAGCUGAAUGGAGUACCAUGUCUGAUAUGUAGUGGAAGUUUUAUCCUCAUCUUAUACUGAAAGGGCAUUGUAAAUACAAUAUGAAGGAGAGAUGAAAGAAGAAUGGGAAGGAGAGGGUGAAAGAACAACAUAGAAAAGGGAGGCUGGAUCCUCCCUUCUGCUCUUUUCUCCGCCUCUCUUCCCAUCCUUCCUUUCUUUCUCUCCCUCUUUUCUCUAAUGUCUGUUCUGUCCAUUGGCAAUUGAAUCGGUGGCUAUUGUAUACACACAUACAGUACAGUUACAUUAUAUUACAUUCAUGUUGCUAUAUCUUCUCAUUCUGUGACCCUCUGUGUGCUUAUAUCACUGAUUGGUUCUGGUGGAGGCCGGUGGUGCUUUCAAAAGGCACUGAAAUGGUUGGUAUUCACUAUGUGGUGACAAAGAAAAGUUGUAUUUGACAUGAUAUAAACUUAUUUGGGGUCAGCAGUUUUUAUUAAUCACAGAAUGAACUGUAUAGCUUUUAUCCCUACUGAUCAUAUCUCCUCUCACAUUAAUUUUGUUCACCUAUGGCUUAUAUCCUUGUUUAGUUGACAUGUACUACAUUCGCAGGUAUUAUUUAUCUCAUGUUAUGCCAUCACAUCACUAUAUGAGCAAGUUUUUUUUAAUACAGCAGAGAAAACAUUUCCCAUUUGGUAUCAUCCUUACGUUUUUCCUUGUGUUUUACAUUUCAACUUUGAUUAACGGAGGUAGAGAUGUAUAAGACGCAAACAUCAUGCUAAAUGGACAGAACUAGCAAAUGACAUUCAAAUUGAGCUAAGUACAAUUGUUUUUGUUUUUUAAAAUCUUUUCCCCUUAAAUACCCUUCAAGCCUUUAAAACUCCUUGCCUAAAGGGCAGCGUAGCACUUUUAUUUAUUUGUACCGUCCCUGGAAAGUAGCAGUACCUUAACAUUGCAUCAGAAUGGAUAGAUAUUACUCUGAUAAAUCGCUGCAGUUUAAUACAGAUAUCAGAGUUAUUCUUUUCAUUCUGAUUCUGUGGUGGAUCCUUUUUAUUUCAGUGUGACUGAUGAUUUUUUUUUAAGUCUCCACUCUUCCAAAGAGAUUGGGAGAUACUUGUGGACAAUGUAAUUUGGUGUUAACUUAUAAAAAGAAAGACGCAAAAACAUGAUUACUGAAAGGGAUGUUUGGAGUGAAGACUUGGAGAGAAUGAGGUUUUUAGAUCUUGAGAUGGGCCUGGCUGUUUUUGUGUGUGAUUGUUUAAAGGAGAGAGGACGAAUUUUGAUCAGAGCUGUGUUUGAAGAUGUAAAGAUGUGUCCCAGUUCCUUCCUACAUAUUUGUUUUAACCAGGGUUUUGGCAGAGCAUUCACGCUUAAAACAUUUCAGAAUAAAAGUCAAAGGUGUUACUACUGGUGAUGCUAAAUUAGCUUCAUUAUUGAGUGUGGUGUUAAUGGACAAUAUUGUCCCCAAAUCUAACACAUAAAAAGAGGGAGCUCCUCAUAAGUGGAGACAAUUAAAACGUAUUGUACCCUGUUGUGAGACAGCUCCACAAAUACGGCAGAAAGCAAAAAACUCAAGUAUUAAAUCUGUUUUGCUUUGUCUUUGUUAUGGAUAUUAUCUGUUGUGCUCCAAAGUUGCAGUGUCAUACCGCAUUUCCUGUUGGUAUAGAACUGUAAAGUAUCUUAAUUUAUUGUAUACUAACAGUAAAAGUAUGAAGAUUAUUAAUAUGUAGUAUGAAGUUGGGGCACAGCUUAAAGCUUCUUGUAAGCAGAGAAAGAAAGCCCUCUAAAGUCCUGAUCUGGGCUCAAAUUGAUUGGGUUCCUCGUUGCCGGGUGGAGGUGAAUUAUGGUCAAAUUGAGAAAAUGAUGCAAGAAAGGAAGGAAAUACUUCAACAAAUUAUCAUUUUUUUCUGCAUCAGCUUUUCGAAACAACAUUUUGUGUAGCAUCCACACCUGAGAAAGUUAAGCACGCUGGAAUAAAUUACAGUUUCAGAUCCAAACCUCUGCUCCUCUGCUGUCGUAGGAAAGUUGUAACAGCAGCUUAUUUAUUUAUAAUGGUUAUUAAACUUGUUUUGAAGUUUAUAGUUUACAGCAUUCCACAGAACUUCCCACCAUAAAUGCUUAAUCUCUAGUCUAUCAAAUAUAAAAUGUGUGACUUUUUGUUGCCAGUUGCCACUUUGAAUAUGGUUAUUUCCCCUUUUUAACAGUCCCUUUGGUCCAUUACAGUGUUUAAUUAUUGGGUAUGGACCUGUUUUUGGUUUUUAUGUAUUGUAUAAUUCUUUUAUUUUUCAUUCUUCGAUUUGGAGCAGCUGCACAGCUGCUGCUAUUUACAAAGUGGUGGAAGAACUGGCCUUCUCUCUCUUCACGGACUGUUGCCAUAGUGACAAAAACGAGAACAGGUGCAAAAGUCUUUCUGCAUAUUAUUAUCGGCUGUACAAAAAACAAAGUUUGUAUUUAUUGUGUACAAAUGUUAAUUAAUAAAAAAAUAUUGAAAAGUUG
Messenger RNA from Micropterus dolomieu (smallmouth bass), 7139 nucleotides. Its product is annotated as F-BAR and double SH3 domains protein 2-like. NCBI's taxonomy places the organism in Eukaryota, Metazoa, Chordata, Actinopteri, Centrarchiformes, Centrarchidae. Gene Ontology annotation, cellular component: recycling endosome; neuromuscular junction. The transcript has 22 exons. Gene Ontology annotation, molecular function: protein binding. Bases 618 to 2984 code for a protein of 788 amino acids. The record is from RefSeq and is a predicted model, not a curated record. Gene Ontology annotation, biological process: regulation of actin filament polymerization; neuromuscular synaptic transmission.